AUGUAAUAUUCGGAUAGAAAAAAUUAUGACAAUGCUCUCGAAUAUUUUCAAUAAGCUAAUAAAAAGGAUUUUGAAUUAAAAGAUAUCAAUGACAUUUCUAAUUUAGUGCUUUCUGAAUUCUAAUAAUUGAAUAUUAUGAAAUCAUAUUUGCCAGAUUAUAAUCUAAAAGCAUCUGAUUUUAAUUGUUCAUUCCUAUUAGUUAAUGUUUUUAACAUUGUAUAAUAAAAAAUGAGAAAUUUAAAAUAACUUUUUGAAUAAAGAGAGGAUGGAUUAUAUGGAGUAUGGCUUUGGAAAUAAGGAGAAUAAUAUUUAAUUAUAGUUGAUGAUUAAAUACCAUGUAAGCUAUGUGGCAAUAAUUCUCAACUAGCAACAGUGAUAUCAAAAUAUGAAUGGCCAAUUAUUAUGGAAAAAGCAAUAGGAAAAAUAUUAGGAUUGGAAUAUAAUUCAUUAAAUCUCAUAUAAAAUGAUUCAAUAGAAUAUUAUCUAUAAGUAACAUUUAAAUUAAAUUAAAUUAAAUUAGAUGAUAACAGGAUCAGAAAUUUAAGAAUAAGAAAUAUAAUCUAUUGAAGAAUUAUAGAAAAAAGUAAGAGAUUAAUAACAAAUAUAUUAUGUAAAAUAUACUUAAGAUUCAAAAACCAUAGCAUCUGUAAUUGCUAUAAAUAAUGAAUAAGAAAAUUAAAAACUAGUUAAGUUAAUUGCUCCAAAUCAAUAGUCUGUAUUUUUGAAAGGUAUUUAUUUUAUAUAUAUUAAUUUGAGGGAGAUAAAAACAUGAAUCAUCAUGUUAUUUAACUUGGGAUGAAUUUAAAUAACAUUUUUAAACUGUUUAUGUAUUAAUUUGGAAAGAUGAAUAUCGAGUGACUCCAGUAACUUUAAAGAAUCCAAUUGAGCGAAAAUUUGAUUUUAUAGAACACACUUAUUGUUAUAAAUUUAUUAUAGAUGAUAAUGCGAAUUAUUAGAUUACUUUGUGGUAGAAUAAUCUUAUUAUUAAUUAAGGGAAGAUAUAAAUAAAAGAUGAAAAAUUAAAAAAUUAAUUAGGUUUAAUUAGAAUGCUGUUAUUUUAAGAAUUGAAUUAAAAUUAAUAUUAAUUUAUUGAUGGAAUUUGUGAUUUUUAAAGUAAUAUUUCAAUUAAUACAAUACUUGAUAAAGGGAAUUAUUGUAUUUUAUGUUAAGGGUAUUUUAAUAAUGUUCAAAAUUAUACUGAAGAAUAAUAAUUAGAAUAAUUUAAAUUAAAUUUAACAAUUAAAGGACUAUAAGUUCCUUAAAAUAUUGAUCCAGAUAAUUUAGAUAAAUAAAAAUAAAUAAAAUUAAUUAGAAGUUUGAUAAAAAAAGUAUCAUAAAAAGAGAAUACAAGAUCAUUUAAUAUUAUUGGAUAACCAUAAAUAUAAGUGAUUACUAAAUAAAUUUAUGGUUUUUUAUAUUUUUAUUAUGAAAAUAGAGGAACAAUAGAUAUUAGAGAAAAAAUAGAAUUUAUAUAAUUGGGACAUUUAAUCAAUUAUGAAUCAUUAAAAAAAAAGAAUAAAGAAUUAAUAGAUAUAAAACAAAACAAUUUCAAAAUUAUAUUGUAUACAUUAGAUCCAAAAAUUAUACUUUAAUAAGAUACUAUAAAUUUUUAAUAUCAAUAUAAACACAUACUGAUAAAGGAAAAUGAAUAAUUAGAAGAAUUUGAUUAAAUAACAUAAAAUAUAGAAUUAGACGAAUUUAAUUAAAUAAUAUAAAAUUAAAAUACAAAAAAGAUUGUGUGUGAUUUUAUUGAUGCUUAUAUAAAUUAAUAUCAAUAAGGUAUAUAAAGAAUUAUUAUAAGGUAUUACCAUAUUGUUUCAGAAUAAUUAAGAAAAUAGUGUUGAAGUAGAUUUAAAAUUUAAAGAAUUGAAGAAUCUUAGAUUAGUGUAAAAUUCUAUCAUAACAACAAAUGACAAAUCAAUUAGAUUUUCAUUGGAAAAAUAAUCUAAAGUAAAAAUAUAAUUUGAUAUUAAUGAACAUGCAAAUAAUUAUCAUUAUAAGAUGGAUUUGAAUUGUUCUAAUAAUUUAUAUUGA
Paramecium primaurelia is the source of this 2034-nucleotide messenger RNA. The record is from the annotation of a GenBank genome assembly. Lineage: Eukaryota; Ciliophora; Oligohymenophorea; Peniculida; Parameciidae.